Molecule: messenger RNA, 2286 nt
Organism: Penicillium bovifimosum
Lineage: Eukaryota; Fungi; Ascomycota; Eurotiomycetes; Eurotiales; Aspergillaceae
Product: putative microtubule binding protein HOOK3
Exons: 7
Coding region: 1-2286 (761 amino acids)
Biological process (GO): cytoskeleton-dependent intracellular transport; cytoplasmic microtubule organization
Cellular component (GO): cytoplasm; centrosome
Molecular function (GO): microtubule binding; dynein light intermediate chain binding
Source: RefSeq, a predicted model, not a curated record
AUGGCAUCGGAACACAUGGUAACCAAGGUCCUAUUGGAAUGGAUCAACAGCUUCUCCCUAGGAAAGACUCUCCGAGCCAUUGAUGAAUUGACCGAUGGAAUCAUCCUAUGGGAGAUUCUCCAGGAUAUUGAUCCUCAGUACUUCCUCGAGGAAAUCCCGGAGCGCAACGCCUCCGACCAUUGGGUGGCCAAGUGGCAGAACCUGAAGCACAUCCACAAGCUGCUCCUUAACUACAUUCGGCACCAGAACGAUGACACCCUGCCCUCCGGUCUCGAUCCAUCGCCCGAUCUCGAAGCCGUCGCGGAAAAAGCCUCGACCAAGGAGACAAACAAGCUGCUGAAGCUUCUCCUGAUUGCAGCGAUCAGCUCCCCAAACGCCGGAACAUACGUGCAAACACUCCAAGAAUUGAGCACCUCCACUCAGGAAGGACUCAAAGAUAUUAUCGAGGAGGCGCAUAACGGCCAAUAUGAGCCCAUGGAUGCUGCGGACGAGCUGAGGGAAGACCUAGCAAAGCAUGAUCGCCCCGUGGAUCUUGAACUACAAUUUGAGGAACGCGUCGGGAAGGUGCUUGCGGAAAACGACCGUUUGACACAUGAGAAAAAGGAAUUGGAGAAGGCGUUGGAGGACCUGCACAAUCGCCUGGCGCGCCUCCAGGAGAAUAACGACACUCUCCAGAACCGUCUCGCGUCCACUGAGGACCGGCUGGUUACCUUGAAAUCUGGAAAAGGCGAUAUCGGGUUCAAUGCGAAGGCGCUAGAAAGCAAGACCCGCCAACAGGAUGAUCUAAUCGCCUCCCAAGAGGCGAAGUUGACUGCAGCCCAGGACGAGAUUGACAGUCUUCGGAUGACAGUGGAGUCCUUGCGCGUCAAGAACCAACGCUACCAGAAGUUACAGGAUGACUAUGAUGAGCUCCGCACUGAAAAGGAUCAGCUCGCUCGCAAAGCAAAUGCGGCAGAGAAAUAUCGCCAGAAAUUGCAGGCCAGUCAAGACUUCGAAAAGGAGAACCAGACCCUCAAAAACCAGAUCAAAGAUCUCCAGCAACAGCUGAAGGAGUCAGACGCGCAGCAGCGGUGGUCCUCGGAGCGUGACGUGGAACUAGAAGAAUACCGCAAGCUUCUGCCUCAAGUUGAACAGGAAUGCACCGAAAUCCAAAACCUGAAGAAACAACUCGAGUUCAAUAACCAUGCUCUCACGGAGCGGUUAGAGAGUGCAAACGAACAACACGAGAGGGACGAUGCCCUAAUCAGCGAACUACGUGAACGUCUGGGUGAAAUGGACGGUAUGCCCGGAACCCAGUCUCCUGGGUCUGAAACGCCGAAGACGCAGGGAACAUUGCACAAGGACUUUGAAGCACUCGGUGUCAAAGAAUCUCAGCUUAAAUCCGAGAAUGACGAUUUGAAGCGGGAAAUGGAGUCCAUCAAAGCACCUUCAGCUUCGGGCUCUCACACCGGUGGCUUCUCUGAAUCUUUUGCUGCAUCCGUGCAACUGGCACGCGCUGGUUCUAGCCAGAGUGAGGACUACUGGAAACUAUACGAGAAUUAUACCAGUGCUUUGAAGAAGAUUGCCGAGAUCCAAGAUUCUUUGGAAACCACCAAACGGGACCUAUCUGAUGCACAAGCUGAACUUGGUCUCGUCAAUAUGGAGCAGGUAGACAUGCUUCGCGGACUUGAAGAAUAUAACUCUAGCGAGUUGACGAAACUCCGGGGUGACUGGGACACCCUCACACAGAACGUACAUCACCUGGAAGCCGAGGUAGAUGCCAGUCAGACACUGGUGCGCGAAGUCUGCGCUGAACGGGAGGAACUGCGCAAGAUGCUCGAUAGCAAGCAAAGCGAGAUCAGCUCUGAAGAUCAGGUGGUAAUGAAGGAGAUGCAGAUGCUGCUGGGCGAAUUUGAAACCCACAAUACCGAGGGCGAAGCGCCGCAGAAAUCCAGCGUCGAGCUCUUGAAACAGUGCGCCGGAGUUCUCGAGAAGAAUGUCGAACGACUAGCUCAGCGUGCGGAGUACAUUCAGCAGCAGAACGAGCUGGUCAAAUCACUUCGUGAGCGAAUGAGAAACUACGAAGAAAAUUUUGACAAUGGGAUUCCCAAAGAACGAGAGCUCGAGCUUCAGAACAUUAUCGACAGCCAAGCCCGAGAACUCAGCCUUGUGGGCUCGGCUUGGUAUCACCUCCAGAGCCGAUGGCAGAACAACAACAUGACGGUAUCACGAUAUCGUCAUGGAGCCAGUACGGGAGAUUCCAAGGGUUGGCUAGCAAGGCAAAGAAGCGCCGUUGCUGGCCAGUAG